Ostreococcus tauri is the source of this 2040-nucleotide messenger RNA. RefSeq names its product Thiamine pyrophosphate enzyme, C-terminal TPP-binding. Gene Ontology annotation, molecular function: magnesium ion binding; acetolactate synthase activity; thiamine pyrophosphate binding. Lineage: Eukaryota; Viridiplantae; Chlorophyta; Mamiellophyceae; Mamiellales; Bathycoccaceae. Gene Ontology annotation, cellular component: acetolactate synthase complex. The transcript has a single exon. The coding region runs from base 1 to 2040 and encodes 679 amino acids. Gene Ontology annotation, biological process: L-valine biosynthetic process. The record is from RefSeq and is a predicted model, not a curated record.
AUGCACGCCAACGCGCGGGCGCAACGGACGCCCACGACGGCGUUGAGCGUCCAGAAUGCGCGCGUUUCGCGUCGCGCCGCGAUUCGCGCGCGCAGCCAAAUCCGACGCGUGCUCUCGCUCAAGUCGCCCGCGGUGCGCGAACCCGGGGCGAGCGAGUACGUGGACCCCUCGCAGUUCACCGAGCUCGAGUUGACGACGUCGCAAAUGACGGCGUACGCGAGCAGACGGCCGAUCGGGCACUUUCAGUCGCGUUUCGCCGACGACGAGCCGCGCAAGGGCGCGGAUAUCUUAGUCGAGGCCCUGGAGCGUGAGGGCGUCGAUUGCGUGUUCGCCUAUCCGGGUGGGGCGUCGAUGGAGAUCCAUCAGAGCCUGACGAAGAGCGUGACGGGGAUUAGAAACGUCUUGUGUCGACACGAGCAAGGGGAGGUUUUCGCGGCGGAGGGGUACGCAAAGUCCACCGGGAAGGUUGGGGUGUGCAUCGCGACGAGCGGGCCGGGGGCGACGAAUUUGGUCACCGGGUUAGCCGACGCGUUGUUGGAUUCGGUGCCGAUGGUGGCGAUCACCGGGCAGGUUCCGAGGCCGAUGAUCGGUACGGACGCGUUUCAGGAGACGCCAAUCGUGGAGAUCACGAGACAGAUCACCAAGCACAACUAUUUGGUGAUGAACGUUGAGGAGAUUCCGAGAAUCGUUCGCGAGGCGUUCUUCUUGGCGAGCUCGGGACGACCGGGACCGGUUUUGAUCGAUAUUCCGAAGGAUGUUCAGCAACAGCUCGCGGUGCCGUACUGGGAGCCCAAGGUUUCUUUGCACGGUUACCUGAGCCGUCUUCCGGGCCCACCGACGAACCCGCAGAUUCAACAAGUGGUUGAUCUCAUCAAGAAGUCGAAGAAGCCGAUCGUGUACGCCGGCGGCGGAUGCCUCGACGCGAGCAAGGAGUUAGUUGAGUUUUGUCGCGCCACGGGGAUCCCAGUGACAAACACCCUCAUGGGUCUCGGCACGUUCCCGCAGAGCGAUGAUUUGAGCCUGAGUAUGCUCGGCAUGCAUGGUGCCGUGUAUGCGAACUACGCAAUCGACAGCGCCGACCUGUUGCUCGCGUUCGGCGUGAGAUUCGACGAUCGAGUGACGGGUAAGUUGGCUGAGUUUGCCAAACGCGCGGCAAUCGUGCACAUCGACAUCGAUCCGGCCGAGCUCGGCAAGAACAAGAAACCGUUCUGCUCCAUCUUUAGCAACAUUAAGCCGGCGUUGAGAUCGCUGAACAAGCUCAUCGCGUUGGACGCGGCGAACUUGCCGGACUUUUCGGACUGGCGCGCCGAGAUUGAGGUCAAGCGCAAGGAGUUCCCGUUUCCGAUUCCGAAACAGCAAGGCGACGUUAUCGCCCCGCAGGCCGCGAUCGAGCUCUUGUGCAAGUUGACCGAAGGUAAGGCGAUCAUCUCCACUGGUGUCGGUCAGCACCAGAUGUGGGCGGCGCAGCACUACAAGUUUGACGAGCCGCGCAACUGGCUCUCAUCGGGUGGUUUAGGUUCGAUGGGUUUCGGCUUGCCCGCCGCCAUCGGAGCUCAGGCGGCGCGACCGGACGAGCUCGUCAUCGACAUCGACGGCGAUGGUUCGUUCGUGAUGAACAUUCAGGAGCUCGCCACUUUACACGCGGAGGAGUUACCAGUGAAGUGCUUCAUCCUGAACAACCAGUACCUUGGCAUGGUCGUGCAGUGGGAGGAUCGCUUCUACAAAGCGAACCGAGGACACACCUACCUUGGCUCCCCGAACGACGAUUACCAAGUGUCCAAAGAGGAAGCGCACAUCUUCCCGGAUUUCGUCACCAUUUCCAACGGUUUCCGCGUCCCGGCUGAGCGCGUCACGCGCAUGUCCGAACUCGAGGGUGCCAUCAAGCGCAUGAUUGAGACCCCUGGCCCGUAUUUGCUGGACGUCAUGGUGCCGCACGUCGAGCACGUCUUGCCCAUGGUUCCGGGUGGUGGUACCUUCGCCGAUACUAUCGUCACCGGCGACGGCCGAACCCCGGAGGAGAAGGACAUGAAGACGCUGUAA